This is a messenger RNA of Penaeus chinensis, 501 nucleotides long. Its product is annotated as putative nuclease HARBI1. Bases 1 to 501 code for a protein of 166 amino acids. The record is from RefSeq and is a predicted model, not a curated record. NCBI's taxonomy places the organism in Eukaryota, Metazoa, Arthropoda, Malacostraca, Decapoda, Penaeidae. The transcript has 3 exons.
AUGGGUACUCACAUUCCAAUUAAAGCACCAUAUGUUGAUGAACACAUUUAUGUUAACCGGAAAAGGUUUCUCUCAUUAAAUAUACAGGUAGUUUGCAAUGCAGAUGGACUGAUAAUAAGUUAUAACACAAGAUAUCCUGGCAGUAAUCCUGAUGCAUUUAUUUAUGACAACUGUGCCCUACGUACUCGAUUUGAGGCAGGGGAAUUCGGAGAAAAUUAUCUACUAGCAGGUGAUAGUAGGUAUACCCUUGAUAUAUACCUUUUGCUACCUUUGUUGAACACCAAGAUAAACCCGUUACAACAGAAGUCACACCCGAACACGCGUAAUCAUAGAGCAGACAUUUGGCAUACUAAAGUCAAGAUUCAGGCGUCUGCAUCAUUCUGGAGGAACUCUUUAGAGCUUGUGGAAAAUGAUGGCGAGAAGAAUAUUGCAGAAGAAGCUGCUGAAUGUGGCACAGGUCAUGCAGUCAGAGGUUGUUCUAUUGCAAAUUGGUUUAGCUGA